Molecule: messenger RNA, 590 nt
Organism: Patella vulgata (common limpet)
Lineage: Eukaryota; Metazoa; Mollusca; Gastropoda; Patellidae
Product: dual specificity protein phosphatase 16
Exons: 5
Coding region: 327-590 (87 amino acids)
Source: RefSeq, a predicted model, not a curated record
AUGAUGUUUAAAAUGGUGGUAAUAAUAUGAGAAUUGACACGCUUGUGAAAACCUCUAUGUUUUAAUUCAGAUAUACAUUACGGAAUCGGAUUAAGAGGAUAUAGCUGUACAAACGGACUUUCUCUGUUUCAAGGAAUUACCGUAAGGCUAUCGAUAAACUUUCCCUCACUUGGCUAGCAACGAGCGAAGAAUGUAUUUAAAUAUAACUGAAGUAUUAUAACUACCAAACAAUGAAAUACAAGGAACAUCUGACGAUUAUCAUGAAAUUCUUAAAAAUCAUCAAUAACUGAAAAGGCGUCCAUGAUAUUGCCAUAGGGAUAUCAAACAUGGCAUCCAAAUCUGAUGGUCUCUAUGGAGAGAAAGAUCGACCAAUGGAAUGUUCUGUUUCAUGGGAUUUACUUUAUCCACAGGAAUUAGCCAAAACUCUUAGAGAAGGUGGAGAAAAGGUUUUAUUAGUUGACAGUCGAUCAUUUCUAGAAUAUAAUACAAGUCACAUACAACAAGCUGUCAAUGUUUGUGGUUCAAAGCUAGUUAAACGACGAUUACAACAGGAUAAGGUUCGAGUAAAAGACUUGUUAAUAUUCAAGUAA